AUGUGGCCGAAAGGGAACGCUCUCCUGCGGGAGCAGCUCCAGAGAGCGAAGGAGGGGACUUGGGCCCUUCCAGGAGAUGUUGGAAAAGUGAGGGUGGAUGGGAUGAGGGCGCGGGAGGAGCUGGAAGGGAAGGAGAGAGAAGGGGGCCGGGAAUUGGUCGUUGUGUAUGGUGUCCGAAGCUUCCGCGUGAUUAAAGAACAGAACAAACGAGGUCGGCCAUGGUCCCUCAGCAAGGACAACCCCUGCCCAGGUCUGUACCAGACUCCUGAAUCCUUGACUUUUCUCGGUGUCCUUGUAGAAGAAGGUAGAGAACCUCUGGCUGUGGAUGGGAAUGUGCCGACGUGUGUAGCUCACUUUGCAAGUCUGCUGGGCAGAGCCGCGACCCCCGAGUGGGUGUGCGAAGGGUGCCAGCGAGUCAUUUCGGACCGGGUCCUGCUGCGCCUCAACGACAGCCCGUGGCACAAGCAGUGUGUCCAGUGCGUGUCCUGCAAGGAGCCCCUGCGGACCACCUGCUUCUAUCGCGAUAGGAAGCUCUAUUGCAAGCUGGACUACGAGAAGCUCUUUGCGGGGAAGUGUGCCGGAUGCCUGGAGGCCAUCGCGCCCAGCGAGCUGGUGAUGCGCGCCCAGGAGAGCGUCUACCACCUGCGCUGCUUCUGCUGCCGCGUCUGCCAGCGGCGCCUGCAGAAGGGAGACGAGUUCGUGCUGAAGGAGGGGCAGCUCCUCUGUAAGGGCGACUACGAGAAGGAGCGGGAGCUGCUGAGCUUGGUGAGCCCGGCUCUGUCGCAUUCUGGCAAAAGUCGUGAUGAGGACAGCGUCUGCAAACGGGGCCGAGUGUCGGGGAAGGGUGCUGAGGACAGGAAGGAUCACAAACGGCCCAAGAGACCCCGGACAAUCAUAACUGCGCAGCAGCGGAGGGCACUCGAGGCAUCGUUUGAGGUCUCCUCCAAGUCAAGCAGGAAGGUGCGGGAGAUGCUGGCAGCUGAGACGGGGCUGAGCGUCCGUGUGGUGCAGGUCUGGUUCCAGAACCAGCGAGCAAAGAUGAGGGAGCUCACCAGGAGGCAACAGCAGCAGCAGCAGGAUCCGCAAAAUACCCAGCACCUGAGCUCAGCCCAGACAAAUGGUGGUGGCAGCGCGGGGCCGGAGGGGAUGCUGAACCCCUACGCUGCUCUGCCCCCACCCCAGCAGCUGCUGGGCAUGGAGCAAAGUGUCUACGGCUCCGACCCCUUCCGGCAAGGGCUCCCCCCGCCGCAGAUGCCCGGAGACCACGUGCACCCCUACACUAAGGCUCCAGG
Messenger RNA from Calidris pugnax (ruff), 1292 nucleotides. Its product is annotated as LIM homeobox transcription factor 1-alpha-like. Gene Ontology annotation, molecular function: DNA-binding transcription factor activity, RNA polymerase II-specific; RNA polymerase II transcription regulatory region sequence-specific DNA binding. Gene Ontology annotation, cellular component: nucleus. Gene Ontology annotation, biological process: neuron differentiation; regulation of transcription by RNA polymerase II. NCBI's taxonomy places the organism in Eukaryota, Metazoa, Chordata, Aves, Charadriiformes, Scolopacidae. The annotation marks the transcript as partial. The record is from RefSeq and is a predicted model, not a curated record. The transcript has 10 exons.